Molecule: messenger RNA, 4671 nt
Organism: Larimichthys crocea (large yellow croaker)
Lineage: Eukaryota; Metazoa; Chordata; Actinopteri; Sciaenidae
Product: sodium- and chloride-dependent GABA transporter ine
Exons: 13
Coding region: 258-2057 (599 amino acids)
Biological process (GO): sodium ion transmembrane transport; amino acid import across plasma membrane; nitrogen compound transport
Cellular component (GO): plasma membrane
Molecular function (GO): amino acid:sodium symporter activity
Source: RefSeq, a predicted model, not a curated record
UGAGUAGGUUGCAAUGGGGACAGAUUGCAUGUGCGUGUCGCCAGCCAUUGUGUGUGUGUAGUCUCUCCUGGCUGUUUUAGGAAAUCAUGAAUUAUUGUUAAGUAACAGGCGUUUAGGGAGUGUAUUAUUGGUGCGUUUCAUCAUAGGAUAUUUAUUGGCUGUCUCCGGAUCAGAGUUUAUAUGAGCCGAGUUUAUGCUUUUGCUUCAGUAUAUGUAACCGGAUUUGAUGUUUUCCGGGUUUCUAAUAAGGGAAAAAGAUGGAGAUCAGUGCCAGAAAUUCAAAGAUGUCAUCUGAUAAGAGAGACUGUGCUUUGAAACCCUUAGAUCUCAAAGUGACUGGCGAGAAGAGCGAGGAAUCAGAGCCGCAGAGACCCACAUGGAGCAGCCGGCUGGAGUUCAUCCUUGCAUCGGUGGGGUACGCGGUGGGACUGGGCAAUGUCUGGAGGUUUCCCUACCUGUGCUACAGCAGCGGUGGAGGUGCAUUCAUGAUCCCUUAUUUUACCAUGGUGAUCCUGUGUGGCAUUCCUCUGCUCUUCAUGGAAUUUGCUAUCGGCCAGUACACUCGUUUAGGGCCUGUGCAUGCACUUGCCAAAAUCUGUCCCUUGUUAAAAGGUGUUGGUCUGGCCACAGUUGUUAUCUCCUUUGUGUUCUCCACAUACUACAACGUGCUCAUGAGCUGGGCAUUUUACUAUUUGUACAACUCAUUUGGAGCGAGUCUACCCUGGAUGUCCUGCAACAAUACCUGGAAUGCUGUCGGAAACUGUUCCAGCGGUUUUCCAGGCAACAACACCCACCUGCAGUCUGCCAGCCAACAGUUCUUCGAUCACAGACUUCUGGAGAAAAGCAGUGGCAUUGAAGAAGCUGGUGGCCUUCGCUGGGAACUCUUUGGCUUUCUCAUUUUAUCCUGGGUCAUCGUGUAUUUAUGCAUAUUUAAAGGAGUCAAAUCCACUGGCAAGGUUGUGUAUUUCACUGCUAUAUUUCCGUACUUCAUCCUGUUUGCCCUGCUCAUUAAUAACGUGCAGCUCCCCGGAGCCAAGAAUGGCAUCUUGUACUUUGUGACACCUGUCUGGAGCAAACUGUUUGAAGUGAAGGUUUGGGUUAAUGCAGCCGCCCAGGUAUUUAACUCUAUUGGAAUAGCAUUUGGCUCCAUGAUUUCGAUGGCUAGCUACAACAAGUUCAACAACAACAUUCUCAGGGAUGCUUUAAUUGUCUCAGUUACCAACUCAUUCACCAGUAUCCUGGCUGGCUUUGUGAUCUUCUCAGCUAUUGGUUACAUGGCUCAUAUUCAUAACCUCCCAGUGGACAACAUAGCCACAGAUGGUCCUGGUUUGGUGUUUGUUGUGUACCCUGAAGUUCUCUCCACCAUGCCCGUCUUUCAGAUGUGGGCCCCUCUGUUCUUCUUUAUGCUGCUGUGUCUGGGCCUGGACAGCCAGUUUGCCACAGUUGAGGUCGCCAUAACGUUCAUAAAAGACGAGUUUGGUCGUGAAGUUCUGCGCUUCCUAAAGAGAGAAGAGCUGCUGACCCUGGUUGUGUGCUUCCUUUGCUUUCUCCUGGGGCUUCCUCAUGUUACCAAGGGAGGUAUCUAUAUAUUUCAGCUGAUGGACCACUACACUGCUGUGGUUUCUCUCAUCAUCCUGGCUUUCUUUGAAGUUGUAGCUGUCUGCUGGAUCUUUGGAGUCCCAAGAAUCUCCUUAAUGGUCAAGAGGAUGCAAGGAAAAACUCCAAGCAUCUACUUUCGUCUCUGUUGGCUGCUGCUCUGUCCUAUAUUGGUGCUGUGUAUAAUGAUCUCCAGCAUCAUCCAGUACACUCCUGCUAAGUAUGGGAAGUACACUUACCCGUUGUGGGCUGAAUGGGUUGGCUGGUUCGUCUCACUGGUCUCCAUAGUGUGGAUCCCUCUUGGAGCUAUUCAUGAGCUCUACAACAACAAAGGCUCAUUUCUUCAGAGACUUAAAACAGCCAUGACCCCCACAAUAGAUCUGGAUGCUGAGGAUUCCCUGCCGGAAAAACAAAACCUUGACAACCCGGCGUCUGAAGCAUUAUUUACUUCAGUGAUAUGACCAGAAAUAUAGUUAAAUCCAUGUCUGUGCAUCUGUACAUACCAAACGCUCACUUUUCUAUACUAUUUGUUCCACCAAAGGAUGGACCCAUAGCCCAUAGUGCAUUUGUGGUAAACAUAGCCACUUAUUUUUUUAUGAAAAUAUGAGAUUCUGACAAAUGACUGAAGGUUAAUUUAAUUUAGAUAUGAGUGACCAUGCAGGUGCUCAUUCCAACCAAAGAUAUAAAUAUAAAUGAUUAUUUCCUCUCCUUUUUGUUGAUUAAUCAGUAAAAAUGCAGUGACGUUUUCUCUUACAAUGUGUGAUAAUGUUGUGUGGUCUAGAGUAUAUCACUUAUUAAUUUAUUAACUAUUUAGUUUAAUACAUCUGUAGACUUUUGUAUUCUCAGUCAAAUACAUCACAGAGGGGCUCCACAUGCAGCAGGUAAAUGCACCCUUCCUUGUGGUUAUCUUUGUGGACCAACCCAUGAUAUACUGUGCCAUUCUUUUGUUUAAUGUAGCGUUCAGGCAAUCCUCAUCUGCUCGUGGAGCUGAAAAACAUCAAAUAACCUCAUUGUGUUCACGAGGUAUUUUGAUCAUUACCUGGCAUAGAAUAAAAAAAUGCACCACAAUGUGUAAAUAAUAGAGGUGAGAUAAAACCUAUGCACUGUUUGUUCUUGAUAGCAGCCUGUGUGUGUUCUUAAUCCCAAGAUAUAAUAGAAAAAGAGAAGUUUGCUCUGUUUGAUUGGUCAGCCGAAACGUCUGAGCUAUUUAAACUAAAGUGUUAUGAAACUUGUUUCUGGCACAUCAUUCACCAUUCGAGGGCACAAAAUUUAGAGAUGUUUGACUUCAGGAUUGACGUGGACUGCCUGAAUGCGUCAUUAGUUUUGACCUCCGAGAUGCUAGACAGACAUUUUCUUGACCCCUUUCAGAGGAGGCAGACUCUGAACUUAGACACAACUUGUGACGGAGAAAGACGAAAAGGGAGAUGCAGACAAUGACAUAAACGUUUAUCAUGUGAUUUCCAUUACUUUACUAAGUGCUUGAACACAACACCAACAACCUUGGAUUAAAAAACAAAACAAAAACAUUUAAAGACACCUAAGCAGAAGUGCUGAAAUGAACAAAGCACAUUUUUAUUUGAAUUUACUAACUGAAAUGUUUUACAUGUACUGUACUUCAAUUUGUGGAUUUCUCUUUUCAAAUGCACUGUGCUAAGAUUUCACAUUUUUCUUUGUAGGUUGAGGAAUUAGUUAAUAUUAUUUUUAAUAUUUUUUUCUUUUUAACUAUAUUCUAGCAGGCAACUCACAAGAGUUUUAGAGAUUAUAAGUAGUGCCUUUCAUCUGCAUCUAUAAGCUAAAUUGGGCUAAUGAGGGCAGAUAAUCUUCAGGAGGGCAACAAUUAUCUGGUAACUCUCCAUUCUGAGUCUCUUAUUCCGUUGGCCCAAAACAUGCAGUUAAUCACUGACUGUUUUUAUCUUUUUAACAGAGACCAAAAUGUUCACUAUAGUGGAAACAUUUAUUUUAACUUUUGUACAAUAGUGUUGAGUAAUGUUUUGUAAAGGUUAAUCUUCUGUCUCUGAGAGCAGGACGAGUUGGUUUAAACUCGUAGCACAGGGUUCAGUCAGUGCUGGGACUGUAAAAGCUUUGGGUUAAUGUAUUAUGUAGACAAUCUACCUCAACUGGAAAUGACCAGAGGAGAGAGUACACAAUCUCAUACACUCGAAUUGAGUCAAAUGUCAGGCCCCACAGUGCAUUAUUGGCCUUUUCUGUCUUACUAGAAACCAACCAAACCCUCAUUUAUGAGUGCCUUUUAUCCAAAGUACUGAACACAUGAUCUGAAUUAUAAAUAUAUGAUUUAAAAAUUAUGCAAGAAACCACUGAAGAUGCAUUUUGCACAUGCAUUUUGCACCUUAUCAUUCAAUUAAAGGUAAAAAUGCAGUCACUCCAGUUAUGUAUGUGUUUUCAAUACCUGUGCAAGAAACUAACCUGUAGAAAAUAAUGAAUCUGGGGCUUAAAUAUUCAUUAAUGUUACCUGCCUUAAGUGCCUCAUGAUUUCAUAUUGUUAUUAUUUAGAUAAUCUAUAUUUAAUUACUCAACCUUGAACUUGAUGUUCCAUACUAUACAUGUUGUUGUAAGCAGCAUUGUUUUACAAGUUUAAAAGAUGAUUUAGAAUCACUUUUACAACAUAAUAGGUCAAAGUUUACUCUCUUUUUUUUGUAUUUGGACUAAAAUUCAAAUCGUAAUGGGUUAUUAAUGUAAUUAUGCUUUUAAAUAAUUGUGUUUAGAAAUGUUCAAAGUCAGGAUUAUUUGAAAAACAGGAGGUGGGCAAACAUGAUGUGCUGAGUACUUGGUUUUCAUCUCAACCAAACAAACGUUAUUGAUCAGCUGCUGCAGUUUGCGGCUGAAUGAAAACCUGCUCCAUGUAAACGGAAAUGCCUCUCCCUCAUUGCAGAUAUCUUCUCAUACUCUCACAAAGCACACAUCACAGUGCUCUGAUGUCUCACAUUCACACACACAAUAACCAUGAACUUUAUACAAAAUAACUAUAUAUUUGUAAGUGAGCAAGAAUAAAACAUUUUAUUUUUCAUCUUUCAUGUUCUCUUUAACGUAUGUUGAUUUUUCAUAUUAAUGACUGUA